CUAUACCGUUAUAGGUAUAAAUAGAGGCGGCGGCUGCGCAAACGAUUGUGAGUCUCAAUUGAGCUGGUCAAGCGUGUGGACGUACUUAAUAAUAAUAAAAUAAAAUAAAAUGUCGAAAUUUUUCCUUGCUGCACUUCUCUGCGUCGCUGCGUGCGCACAGUUGUCUUUUGCUGCCAGCAUUGCCGAAGCGAUCGAUGCUGAUCUGCGCGUAAACCUCGAGGGCUACAACAAGAUCCUCGCCGCAGUCGAUGAAACACACAAAGCCAAUUUGGAGAAAUUGAUCGCCCAGACCGAGGCUGCGCUCAAGGAGGCCGACCACAAGCAGAAGACCAGCAUUUUGGAUGGUCUUGCUGGCGCUUUCCCCGAAGAAUUCAAUCAGUAUUUGCACAAGAAAUUGCAGGAAUUGAAUGUUGAUGGUGAAAUUCAACAAUCCGUCGAUUUCUACAAGGGUUUGUUGGAAAAGUCCGAGUCCGGUGAAUUCAAGGCUGACAUUGAGAAGUCCAUCGAAAGAUUGAACGCCAUUGCACAAGAGGCUGAUGCCGCUAAAAAGGUAGAAAGCUAUUUGCAAUUCACCCAAGACCACCGUGCCGGUUUCCAGGAAUACUUGAAGAAGCAAACCUUGCCACAAAUCGAGACCUCCUUGAACGGUGCCAUCAAAUUCUUUGACGGUUUGCUCGCUCAAGCCGAUAUCAAGCACAAGGAAGAAAUCACCGCUUUGAAGGUAAAGGCUGAGGGAGGUUUGACCGCCGCCAGCUUGGAAGAUAAGCAAAAGAUCUACUUCGAAGUUACCAACCCCGAAAACAAGGACGUGUUCAACUACUUGAGAGAGAAAUACAUCGAAAAGCAAUAGAACGUUACUUGACUCAAGUGUUGUGUAUCAAAUAUUUGUAUGGAAUCGUAAAUUUAAUUUAUUUCAAAGUUGAAGAAUGUGUGUCGUUAAAAGGACCCGUCUAUUGGCGUACGUGUGAAAAUAAAAAUUGGAAAAGCAUAUUGCUAAAAU
Zeugodacus cucurbitae (melon fly) is the source of this 1000-nucleotide messenger RNA. RefSeq lists its product as uncharacterized. The record is from RefSeq and is a predicted model, not a curated record. Lineage: Eukaryota; Metazoa; Arthropoda; Insecta; Diptera; Tephritidae. The transcript has 2 exons. Bases 110 to 850 code for a protein of 246 amino acids.